AUGGCCAACGUCUCGAUCUCCAAUGAAAAUUUUAGUGAUUUCCAGGAUGAUCAGUUUCAUCUUAAUGGAUAUGAGGGAGGUGUAGUGGUCAAUGGCAUCGAAGAUCCUUGGUUUGAACAUAUAGAUUAUGUAGAUAUUGAUUCUUUUUACUCCAUGUUUGGCCCUAACAAUGAAGAGGAUACAUCUGAUCUACAAGUUAGAAUCAACUUACUGGAAGAUCAGCAACAAAGUAUAUUAGAUUGGAUGCAAAAUCACUUCCCCACCAACACAGUCAUGCCCUUGCAACCUGUCCAAAUCCAAUCCACUGUUGAAAUACCAGGCAAUGAUGAUCUCCAGACUCAAGUACCAGAACGUGGUAAAGACAGCAAUGAAAAACCAAAUCCAUUUUCUUUAGCAUCUUUGGAGCUACUGAAGAAUUAUGGCAGACUCAGCAAGAAUUCGAGCGAGGAAAAUUUGAGCACUAAUGCAUUAAACUUUGAGGCUUGUUUAGGUAAUCGCCACAGGUUGUCAAUGGAAGAAAUCUUGAGGGUUGCUGCAGAAAGGUACAUACAGUACUCCACUAGAAAGCUAGAUGGUCUUUCUAGGUUUAUCCACCCUUAUGGUUCGGCACUCUCAGGCCUUUGUAUGGAGGAAACAAGGGACGUGGAACUUGUCCACCACCUUCUAGCAGCAGUAGAAGAAGUAAAUAACCAGCAAUUCCAUCUAGCUAGCAAACUGAUUUCUCGUUGUAUGUGGGUGGCAUCAGAUUCAGGUACUCCGGUCCAGAGACUUUCUUUCUAUUUUGCUAAAGCUUUAGAGGAAAGGAUUCAUCGAUCAACUGGGAGAUACACAUGUACGGAUGAAGAUCGCCACCUCAAAUAUAUAAAAACUAAGUCAUUGGGUACCAACGCUACCUCCUUGACCUGCCACCAACUAAUUCCCUUCAAUCAAGUGAUGCAAUUUGCAGCAGUUCAAACAAUUGUUGAAAACGUCAAAAGUGCGAAAAAGAUCCAUUUGAUUGAUUUUAAUAUCAGAAGUGGAAUUCAGUGGAUAGUCUUGAUACAAGCUCUUGCAGAAAAAGGUGACAGUCCAAUUGAGCUUCUCAAAAUAACUGCAGUUGGAAGCACAGAGAAAGAGAACUAUGAAGUAACAGGCAACACAUUACACAGUUUCGCCAAGUCCUUAGGUCUGCCAUUUUCAUUUGAUAUAGUUUUUGUCUCGGACAUGAAAGAUUUCAAGAAAGAAUCAAUCAACAUUGAAACAGAUGAAACUGUCGCUGUUUAUCUGAACUUUAUAUUGAGGACAAUGAUACCAAGACCAGAUUGUUUGGAUAAUUUGAUGAAAGUAGUCAGAAGUAUUAGACCAACAGUUAUUGUUGUUGGUGAAGUCGAAGCAAACCAUAAUUCACCAUCAUUUUUAAACCGCUUUAUUGAGACACUUUUCUUUUACAGUGCAUUUUUUGAUUGCUUUGAGGACUGCAUGGAUCGAGACAGUCCAUGUCGAACAACGAUUGAAGAGGUGUAUUUUGGUGAAGGUGUUCGGAACAUCGUGGCAGCUGAAGGUGAGGAUAGGUUCACCAGGAAUGUGAAGCUUGAAGUAUGGAGAGCAUUCUUUGAAAGGUUUGGUAUGAUGGAAGAAGAGCUUAGUGAAUCAUCUUGGUAUCAAGCUGAUCUGAUUCUCAAGCAAUUUGCCCAAAGCAGUUCUUGUGAUCUUCACAAGGAUGGGAAAGGCCUCAUUAUUGGAUGGAAGGGAACUCCAAUUCAUUCUCUAUCCAUUUGGAAGUUCUUGUAAGAAAAAAAUUUGCCUUGUUGAGGAAACAGAUACGAUGCUUAAUUGGUCAGUUCAUUUGUACACCAUCAGCCUCUGUAGCUGGUAUGACCAUAAGGCAUCUCCAAGCUACAUAAAUCUAGA
Messenger RNA from Capsicum annuum, 1890 nucleotides. RefSeq names its product DELLA protein RGL1. Gene Ontology annotation, molecular function: DNA-binding transcription factor activity; sequence-specific DNA binding. Lineage: Eukaryota; Viridiplantae; Streptophyta; Magnoliopsida; Solanales; Solanaceae. Bases 1 to 1770 code for a protein of 589 amino acids. The transcript has 2 exons. The record is from RefSeq and is a predicted model, not a curated record. Gene Ontology annotation, cellular component: nucleus. Gene Ontology annotation, biological process: regulation of DNA-templated transcription.